AUGGGACGACUGGGAGAAGUCUACACAAUUCAGCCGGAUCCAUUUGGUCCGUCGACUACUCCAGUCUUGCUGCGCGUGUGCCUCUUUCGUGAUGUGCAGAACCUGGCCGAGUUACGCAAGCGUCUGGAUGCCGGAGAUCUGUCUUGCAGCCUGCUCAGGGCUGAUACGAUUCUGGCCAUGUUCCAACUACUAGUUGCGGCGAAUCGCGCAUUGCACUACCAGGCGCAGCAGAAGAUGAAGACCAAAAGUAUUCACACGGAAUUGGUCUACUCGCUAUCACCAACAAAAAACAUAUCAGAAUCGUUACAGACGUUCGGCGCGAACGACUCGACGAAGGACGUGAUCGUCGCCGUAUUUGGUGACAAAAGCGGCUCCGUAAUGAAAGACAUAGCCAAAGUGAUCAAAGGCAAGGCCGUUCCCCUGCGUACCCUCGGUGAUGUUUCCAACUCUGAUUUGAUCAAGAAGGUGCGACAACAACCAAGUUGA
Soboliphyme baturini is the source of this 486-nucleotide messenger RNA. NCBI's taxonomy places the organism in Eukaryota, Metazoa, Nematoda, Enoplea, Dioctophymatida, Soboliphymatidae. The record is from the annotation of a GenBank genome assembly.